GGGGCCCCGCGCGAGCCGGCCCGGUGGCGCACAGACGUGAGGAUGCGUGCCCGCUGCGGGGACGGCCUGGCCCUGGGCUGUCUGCUCCUCGCCAGCUGGCUCCUGGGCGCCCGAGGUCAAGUCACCGCGCCCGUGAAGGCCCUCACCGGCGGCCAGGCUGGCCUGUCCAUCUCCAACCUGACCACGCAGUACCAGGACCUCACCUGGCUCUACUCGAACAAAAAGAAGCUUGUGAUCCGGGACGACAGGGGCAUCAAGUACUACAAGUAUGGGUUGGGUGAGCGGGUCUGUCUGGACGGGGACAACACGCUGCACAUCAGGAACCUGCAGAGGAACGACAGUGGCGAGUACGUCCUGCAGCUGCUGAAGAUGGACGGCACAACCGAGGAGAGGCGGCUGAGGCUGCAAGUGCUGGACCCUGUGUCCACACCCACCAUCACGAUCCAGGACCUGCGGCCCCGGGACUCUGACUGCUUCCUGAAUCUGUCCUGCCUCAUCCUCGCACAACACUCCCAGGUCACCAUUGCUUGGUCCGGGCCCAAAGGGCCCCUGAAGCAGGGUCCCAGCCUCGAGGUGACGGUUCCCAUCCAGGAGAUGCCCGUCUCCUACACGUGCCAGGCCAGCGACACCCUGAGCAGCAGCCACAGCACCGUGACCUUUGCCCGCUGUCUCACAGGCAAGUCCCCGGAAGAGCUGGCCCUGGUCUCCUGGCUGCUGGUCCUGGUGCCCCUGGUUCUCCAGGCCCUGCUGACCUGACCUGGCCCUGCCCGCACCGGGGUUCCAGCCAGAGGUGGCGGCUCCAAAAGCAGCUCCUGCCACGCGGCCGACCCGGGUCCUUCUCCAGCACCACGCGGGGCCCCGCAGCGACUGUCAAGGACCCAAGCAACACCGGGUGUGGCCCCUCAACCCCCCAAUACAGUGGCUCACUCUUG
This is a messenger RNA of Sorex araneus (European shrew), 932 nucleotides long. It is a transcript of the gene CD48, whose product is annotated as CD48 molecule. The record is from RefSeq and is a predicted model, not a curated record. The transcript is spliced from 4 exons. Lineage: Eukaryota; Metazoa; Chordata; Mammalia; Eulipotyphla; Soricidae. Bases 43 to 756 code for a protein of 237 amino acids.